GAAAGUGACGAUGACAGCAAGGGAGAUCCUGAUGAUGUUCAAAUAUUGGAAAGUUUAGAUGAUAUAAAAAAACAAAAACAAAAAUCCCAUUAUCUGUUGAAAAUAAAUACAGAUCACUAAUAUCAAUUCUUUCUAAUAUGACCUUACAUGAGUUAACAGCUGGACUCUGUAGCUUCAUUAAAUCAAUUAAUUACACCGAGAUUUUAGAGAAAGUAUGGAUCCGAAGUUCAAAACCAUAUCCAAUUAGCUUGUCUCUCAGAAAACUACAAGGAUUGCUAAAGGAUGAUUUACCCAUGGACCGUGAUUGCUUUAAUUUGAUCGUACGGAAGAUUAUGUUGGAUGACAUCCAAACAUCACAAAAAACAAAGCAACUGAUAGCAAAGCAUUAUCUCGACAUGAAAUUUUGGAUGACUACUGAUUUUGGAAGGCACCCAGAUUUUCGUAAAAAGUUAGAUGUGGAGCAACUAGCAAAUUCUGUUCGUAGUUGGCCUGGUAUCAAAUAUAAUGUUUCAACAUGCAAAUCGAUCCAUAUUCCAGUACAAUGCAUUGAUGAAUUCAUUCUAUUCACAUUGGAUCAAGAUACCAGAACAGUGUACAUUUUGGACCCUACUCCUAUUAAUCCAAUGUACCGAUACAACCCACUCGCAAAAUAUGUGAAAAAAAUUAUAUGGAUUUCCGAACAUUUACCGAAAGCAAUGUCAAAAGCAUGCCCUGGGUCUAGAUGGAACGAGGAUAUUCUCUUAUGGCAUCAUAGAAUCCUAGAUGAUAUUCCAGUUUACAACAGGGAACUGUCUGGUUAUCUUGUUCCCCUAUUCAUGUCCACAUGGGAAGACGAAAGACCACAUUUGCCAUUUUUAAAGGAUGGAUAUGAACUCAGAAAACUAAUUUUGGGCCAACUACUAACAUUCAAGGACAAUGAAUGUGAAGAUAACAUGCCUGCUGGUGUACUGGACUUCAUCAAUUGUAUUAGGAAAAUCCAAAGUUAAACGGGGAGCUCAAUCGGUGGAAGGUAAUUUGUCAGAGAGAUUUCUUGCAGCCAACAGUUAAUAGACAAUGAGCAGGGAGACGAUGAACAUGUAGAGAUGGAUUUUUUUCCUUUGAGAAAUUAAUAGUAGAUUUUGGUUUCUACUUAAGAUAU
Molecule: messenger RNA, 1138 nt
Organism: Triticum aestivum (bread wheat)
Lineage: Eukaryota; Viridiplantae; Streptophyta; Magnoliopsida; Poales; Poaceae
Exons: 7
Coding region: 138-986 (282 amino acids)
Source: RefSeq, a predicted model, not a curated record